AGUGUCAUGGCGGCACGUAAGAAGCUUUCGUCACGAAAGGAGCCACGUCUGCAUACUAUUCAACCGACUGACAGGACGGCAGAGUCUACCGCCAAAUUCUUGGCAAAAUGGCCGACACGGUGUUUGGAUCAUGAAGAGGUUAUCUCCCGUUAUUGUCUUGACCACGAUCAGCUGCUAUGUGACGUCUGCUCUAUGAGUGUACACAAUAGAUGUAACGAAGUUAUGAGUCUGGAUGAAGCGUCAAAAGGUAUCAGGGGAGGUAGAGAGUGUACACUUAUAGAAGCAGGGAUCAAAAAAUUGGUGACAAAAUACGAGCAGAUGCAUAAGGAACAGUCUGAUAUCCUGAGUAAUUUGGCCGCACAAGAGAAGGAAUUCAUACGCGAUGUGAAGUUGUUUAGAAAUGAGCUGAAUGCAAUGUUAGAUCGUCUGGAGAAUGCAGUGAUGGCCAAGAAAGACAACUACACAACGAGGAGACGAGAUACUGUAAAAGAGCACAAGCAGAUAUGUAAGACGGCGAUGACAACGCUAGACAACUACAAGAAAGAUUUAGACCGUACCUACCUUGGCCCAGACGAGGAAAACUUAUUUGUUGCCUUGAAAAAAUCAAAGGUUGUCUUGAGCAAAUACGAAGAACAGCUCAAAACCAUAGCGUCAGCACCGAAGAAAGUGUUCUUGACAUUUGAACCGAAUAAAAUAAUCGGGAAAUUCUUCCUCUCCCUGAAAGACUUCGGUGAAAUGAAAGCAGACCAGUCUGCAAAAGAACCACUUCCGGUAGUCGAAUCGAAGCCAGCUGAACGUAGAGCAAGCGUCGCAAGUGUUCAGUUUAGUGACAGAAAUAGUGCAACUGCAGGAGAUAGGUCUGAAAGAGGGAGAACUCGACUAAGUUUACCAAAUAUAGAAUCGACCUUCCAAGAAAUCGAACUUCACCCGCAUAUGAAGACGCGGAAACCGAUCUUUGUAGGUGAAAUUUCUGUUCAGUUAGAUACGGAUUCAGAACUGCCCUAUAUUACCGGAUGUUCAUUUAUGGCAGACGACAACGUUGUUUUAGUGGAUGAAGCUAAUAAAAAUGUCAAGUUCUUUAACCCUGCCCUAAAACCUAUUUCGGUAUAUAAGCUUCCAGCCCCGCCACAUGACGUAGCACCAAUCAAAAUCCAGCAGAUUGUCGUGACCAUUCCAACAGAACGAAGCUUGCAAUUUAUGGAAGUAGGAAAAACGCUUGUUCUCAGGAAGAAAGUACCUUUGGAUAUAGAGUGUUACGGAAUCACGUGCUAUAAUCAUGAACUAUUCGUCACUUCCGGUUUUUCAAGCGAUCGGGAGAUACAAAUUGUGUCCUUGAAUGGUGAAGUCCGGAAGAGGGUACGGCCGGGUAUAGCGGAUUUGAGAUACCCUUUAUACAUUGUCGUAGAUCCUAGAUUUCGGACAGUUUUUGUCUCGGAUUACAACCACGGAGUUGUCGGUCUUGAUGUCAACACAGGGGAGGUUAAAUUCAAGUGCAAAGACACUGAUGUUCAUGGUUACUAUAAAGGAGUGACCGUUGGACACAAAGGUUAUAUUUAUGUUUGCACGUGGAAUUUACAUGGGGUUAGUAGGACACACCUUGAUGGGCGUGGUUUAGAGACGAUUAUUCCAAUGCCGGGAAAAGAUGGACGGAAACCUCAUGCGAUAGCUUUUAGUAAGAAAUCCGAACGUGUGCUUAUAACAAUGUGUGGUGGUAAACGAGGAUGUCUACUAGUAUACAGAUAUCAGUAAAAUAGUUGUGACAAACAAAAACGAAUAUCUUGAUAUAGACCUCUUAAGACCGAUAAAAUUGACCUCAGGGUAGAAUA
Molecule: messenger RNA, 1826 nt
Organism: Ruditapes philippinarum (Manila clam)
Lineage: Eukaryota; Metazoa; Mollusca; Bivalvia; Venerida; Veneridae
Exons: 4
Coding region: 7-1749 (580 amino acids)
Source: RefSeq, a predicted model, not a curated record